Molecule: messenger RNA, 669 nt
Organism: Durio zibethinus
Lineage: Eukaryota; Viridiplantae; Streptophyta; Magnoliopsida; Malvales; Malvaceae
Product: NADH dehydrogenase [ubiquinone] 1 beta subcomplex subunit 10-B-like
Cellular component (GO): respiratory chain complex I
Source: RefSeq, a predicted model, not a curated record
AAUCGCCAAAAUACUAAAACCAACUGCAGAGCAAAGAAGAGCAGAGAGAGAGAGAGAUGGGGAGGAAGAAGCGAGUGCCAGAGUUCGAAGAAACGGCGCCGGAUGACUUCGACCCUGCCAAUCCCUACAAGGACCCGGUGGCGAUGCUGGAAAUGAGGGAGCAUAUAGUUCGAGAGAAAUGGAUCGACAUAGAGAAGGCGAAGAUCCUCCGAGACAAGGUCAAGUGGUGUUACCGUAUCGAAGGAGUCAACCAUCUCCAGAAGUGCCGCCACCUCGUUCGUCAGUACCUCGAUGCCACCCGCGGCAUCGGUUGGGGCAAGGAUGGCCGCCACCCCUCCCUUCACGGUCCGAAGGUUGAGGAGGUUGAGUCAGAAUGAGUGGCUGCAAACGGUUACGAAAGGUGACUAAAUAUGGCCAGCAAAGUAAGACAUCAAGUGAGGGAUUUGAAUAAUUGUUUGCUUUGUUGUUAAUGUUGUCUGUGUUGUAAGACUCUUGUAACAAACCAGAUAUGAUCUCUUUUUAAUUUUCUUUUCUCCAUUAUGUUAAGUCUUUUUUUUUUCCUUUGUCCUUUCUUGUUAGCAUCCUAAAAUAUUUCUAUUAUUUGGGUUAGUCUAUCUGUAACAGUACAUCAGAUAUAAAUAAGUUUAUUGUGAUUUCCUGCUUGAUAUA